Molecule: messenger RNA, 4073 nt
Organism: Linum trigynum
Lineage: Eukaryota; Viridiplantae; Streptophyta; Magnoliopsida; Malpighiales; Linaceae
Source: the annotation of a GenBank genome assembly
UUAACAAUCGCAACUUCCAAACGCUGAAGUAACCAAGGUAAUUUACCAACACUGUGAUUGUUCUCCUGAUCCUGAAAGCGAGGAGGGAUAGAGGGCCGGUUCCCGACUUCUUCUAACUCCAUGCACAGACAGCUGUACUCACUUUCUAAACCGAGUUCAUUACAACAACUCUUGCCCUAAACUCAGCUCUCCUCCAAAUUCUCCGACUCAUUCUCUACCCAAAACAAAAUGGAAAAAAAAGAAAUAGAAAUAUCUCUCCUCUAAUCACUGUCACCUCACUAAUUAGAUGCUUAACAUAAUUAAUCAAUCUAUCUACCCCCAACUAACUCAUCUCUCAAACACAGCCACCUUAAUUACAAUUAGUAAGCACCGCCACAGUCGCUAAUUACAUUUUACGUAAUGGCUCAAUCGUCCAUCAUAAUACUCUGCAUCUCCGUCGCGGCGGCGUUCACCGUCUUCCUCCUCCUCCUCUCCGCCACCGAUCAUCAUCGCAGCCACACUACCACGAAUGUCGCUCGACGUGGUCUCGAGAAUCUGCCUCACGCGCCGGCGAAGCGAUUCUCUCACGUCUGCGGCUCCGACAAGGCCGCCGGCCUGGCGUUCUGCGACCGCUCGCUGCCGUACGACGUGAGGGCGGAGGAUCUGGUCGCGCGGAUGACGCUGGAGGAGAAGACGCAGCAGCUCGGCGACAAUGCGCGUGGCGUGACGCGCCUGGGCCUCCCGCCGUACGAGUGGUGGUCGGAGGCGCUCCACGGCGUCUCCAAUGUGGGCCCGGGGGUGUUUUUCGACGGCGUGGUCCCCAGCGCCACGAGCUUCCCCACCGUCAUCGUCACCGCGGCGUCGUUUAACGCAACGCUAUGGAAAGCCAUUGGUCAGGCCGUGUCGACGGAGGCGAGGGCCAUGUACAAUUUGGGCCGGGCCGGGCUGACGUUCUGGAGCCCAACGAUGAACGUGGCCCGGGAUCCGAGGUGGGGCCGGACAAUGGAGACACCUGGCGAGGAUCCAUUCGUCAUCGGCACGUAUGCUGCCACGUACGUGCGAGGGUUGCAGGAUGUGGUCGAUGAGUGUGGGGAAGUGGAGAAAUCCGGGAAGGGUUCGGAUUCCAGGCCUUUGAAAGUGGCGGCUUGCUGCAAGCACUACGCCGCUUAUGAUAUGGAUCAUUGGCAUGGAAAAAGUCGUUACCGUUUUGAUGCCAGGGUGAGAGAGCAAGAUAUGGUGGAAACAUUUGUUCGACCAUUCGAGAUGUGCGUGAAAGACGGGGACGUGAGCAGUGUAAUGUGCUCGUAUAAUCGGGUGAACGGAAUUCCCACUUGUGCCGAUCCUAAACUUCUGAACGAGACAAUCAGGGGCCGGUGGAAACUCAAUGGGUAUAUAGUAUCGGAUUGUGACGCAGUCAAGAACAUCGUUGAGCAUCAUAAAUACUUAAAUGAUACUCCAGAAGAUGCAAUGGCACAAACUCUGAAAGCAGGCCUGAAUUUGGACUGUGGAAACUACUUCCCUAAAUACGUUGGCCAAGCAGUGCAUCAAGGCAAAGUCGGCGCCAACCUCAUCGACGCCUCCCUCAAAUCCCUCUACGUCGUCCUCAUGCGCCUCGGCUACUUCGACGGCUCGCCGGAAUACAGCCACUUGGGCAAACAGCACAUCUGCACGCCGGAUAACACCCAACUCGCCGCCGAAGCGGCGAGGCAGGGCAUCGUCCUCCUCCGAAACGACCAACACACCCUGCCUCUCGCCGCCGGCAAGACGAAGACCCUCGCCGUCGUGGGCCCGCACGCGAACGCCACGCUCGCCAUGAUCGGCAACUACGCGUUCGACCCCAACCGGCCGGGAUUCCCCUGCCGCUACGUCUCCCCUGUUUCGGGGCUCUCAUCGUACACCAAAGUCAGAUACUCCCCCGGAUGCGCCGGCGUCCGCUGCCCGGACAAGACCAUGAUCGCCCACGCAAGGAAGACAGCCAGAGCGACCGACGCGACGGUGAUCGUCGCCGGAAUCGACGUCUCCGUCGAGACGGAAGGGCUUGACCGGAACGAUCUCCUGCUUCCCGGGUACCAAACAGAGCUCAUUUCACAAAUCGCGAGAGUCUCCAAAGGGCCGGUGAUUCUCGUGAUAAUGUGCGCCGGCGGCGUGGAUGUCUCGUUCGCCAAGAACGAUCCCAAUAUCAAAGCCAUCUUGUGGGCUGGGUAUCCAGGGGAAGGCGGCGGGACCGCCAUUGCUGACGUCAUCUUCGGCCGGUACAAUCCCGGAGGGAGAUUGCCGUUGACUUGGUAUCCAGCAAACUACGUCGAAAAGUUGCCGAUGACGUCGAUGCCACUGAGACCGACCGGCCGGUUCCCCGGCCGGACUUACAAAUUCUACGAUGGGCCUUCCGUUUACCCAUUCGGAUUCGGCCUCAGCUACACGAGCUUCCUCUACAACCUGACGAAGCCCAAAAACUCCAUCAUCGACAUGAAGAUGAAGAAAAACAGAGUCGCUGCGGCAGGGUGCCACGACGUGACUUAUGCCGCCGGCCGAUCGCAGAAGCCGCGGUGCCCGGGAACCCUGGUGAAGAAUCUGGAAUGCAAAGAGAAGCUGAAGUUCGAGGUUACAGUGAAGAACGUCGGGGACACAGACGGGAGCGAAGCCGUCUUGGUUUACUCGAGACCGCCGGAAGGGAUAGCGGGAGCCCAUUCGAAGCAGGUGAUUGGAUUCCGGAGGGUGUUUGUGAGAGCUGGAGGGAGCAAGAAGGUGAAGUUUGCGGUGAAUGGUUGCGACGGCUUGGGGAUCGUCGAUGAGGCUGCUUACAAAGUUCUGCCGUCGGGGACACACACCAUCGUUGUCGGAGACAGCGGUGGCGUUACGUUCCCUGCUCAGGUGGCGUUUCACUGAGGAGGAGGGUUUUUAGUUGCCAGGAAGCAGAGUCGGAUUUUGAAUUUAGUUUAGAGCAUAGUUAGGGAAGUUGUGUUCCGGCGGAUCGGUUCUUUCCUGGUCCAAGCAAAUGAAUGGAAGGGUUUUCUCAGUUACACACUCCUGUAAGCAAAACAAGAUCAGAAUCAUUAGAUGAUGUCUUCCUGCAGAGAAGAACCCCGUCACUUAAAGCUCUGGUUUUUGACUGUCGAGAAUCAAGGUAGGUAGUAGUGUAACAGCAAUAUAGGCUCCCUCAAUAGCAGCAUUCUGGGUUCGUGCAGAAGUCCUUUCACUUAAGCCCCUCUUUGAUCGAUCAAUCGAAUGCGCUAGUUAAGUUUUUCAGCAUAUUCGUACAUAUAAACACCGAUUUAAUCCGAUUCGAAACCAAAAAAUAUCAAACCAUCAAUCCAUUCACAUCGUCACAAAGUCAUAGCGAUGAAAAAUAGUACUUUGAUCAGUGCCAAUUGCUGAAAGACCUAAUGAGGAGGAAUUGAAGAGCUGACCUCAGAGAAGCAACAAGAACUAUUGCCCACAGCAGAAGUGCAGAACCUUCCAGCCAAGAGUCCAAUAGCACUGUGUAUGAGGUAACUACAGCCAUCAUAGAACCAAACUUUUUUGUCUGCACAAUUAAAGAAACCACCAAAUUGACCCAACAAACCUGCAAAAGAAAUUGUAAACGACCUGAUUGACCCAUCCAACACUAACGGAAAAAAAAAAAGUGGAAACCCCAAGUUGGGUCACUACUAUAAAGCACCAAAACCAGCGCGCACCUACUGAAUCAACUCCAUGAUAGUGGAACCAGCAAAUGGACACACCCAACGUGACACAAGUUUCAGCCUCCAAUAGGGACCCAAAAAAGGAAUGGUGGUGCUGAGAAAUGCACAAUUGGCAAAAAAGUGGUGCGCCACUUGCACCACCGGCCAUUGGGCACUUCCACUGCACUUCAGAAAAUGCAGAGAGGAAGAGAAAAGGGCCAAAAUCCAUGCAUGCAUGACAGUGAGUGAUCUCCCUACCCAUGUCCUAAUCUCAUUCCACCACAUAAGGAAAGACAAACAAGGAUGGGAUUGCAGCAUUUUACUUGAAAAAGUACACUAGACGACCAGGGAAAGAAAGUGACACAGAUUUGAGAAAGCCAACAUUAAAGUGAUGGACAACCCACUUAAGCCACUUCAUAAAAGAGUGAUUUUAGC